AAUACGUCACAGUUCAGUUUGCUUGGCUCAUUUUAAUAUAAAAGAAAACUUUCUAUUUUGUGACUUCUGCACAAUUAUCGCUACUCCCAUUUAAAAAAAGAAAAUGCAAUAUGAAACGAAUCACAACUUGAUGAUGUGAUGUGACCUAUAACCUCACACCUCCAGGAUGUCCACAUAAGGAUUUGUGUAUAAUUCCCAUGGCAAUUUUCCAAGGAUGCACCUGCGGCCAGUGUGUCACUCUGUGUGAGUAGAUUCUAUACUUGAUCAGUAUUGUGCUACCAUCUUCUGUUCUUGUCCUAUUUGGCCGCAGUCCAUCACCACUUCAGAGAAAUGAUAGGUUUGUGGUAUUUGAUUCUUUACUGACUGGAAAGCAAACCUCACUCUACUGAUGUCACUAUCUGUUUGAGUCUGAGUCGUCCCUCCUCCUCCUCCUCUUCGUCAGCACUGGAUCUGCGAGGUAAAGACAAAACUGUCAAACCACAGUUUUUUCCCCCCUCUCGUCUCAUGUCGACCACUGUCACCUCACCCCCACACCAUGUUUAGCUCUGCCUUUAUAAGCUCUAACACACAAAGGACGGCGUAUUCACACUCACAGGCAGAUUCACACAUGCAGCAUUAAGAGGGAAAAACCAUCCUUCAGCCAACUUGGCAGCAUGUUCCUGUUGAAUAUUUGCAUCUGCGUCGGCCUCAUUCUGUCCGUCUCUCAGUUUGCACAUCAGUCGUGCACCGAGGGGACACCCAAGCAGUGCAAAGAUGCAGAAAUGGCUCCAGGUACCAAUCUGGCCGGGGAGGGCUUUGACAUCACCACCAUGGAACGCAAGGGAGCCUUCGUACUGGACAUGAAUCAGUGGCAACGCAAGGACAAGACAUGUGUCCUGUGCAGCAAUCCCUUUGUGGAGAACAAACAGCAAAAGCUCCCCUUGUCCGUGGUGGACUGGAGGUCCAAACAGUUAUGCAGCAUGAAAGUGUCCAGUAAACUCCACAAGUCCAGUGAGUCUGUGGUCAGUUCCAGCACCUCCUCUAUUGAAAACAACUGGCAGAUCAAUCUUGACGUUGGAGUGCUUAACAAAGGCGCCUCACUGAUGUUGGCUGGCACUCACUCGAAACUGGCUGAUUAUUCUAUGGCCAAAAGCAAGAAUGACAAGUUCAGCUUCACGAGCCAAGGCAUCUUCUGUGAGUACUACAGUUACAGAGUAUCCACCACUCACCACACCAAACACAGAGACUUUAGAAAAGCUGUGAAAAAUCUCCCUAAACAUUACUGCCCAGAAUCUAAAGAACAAUAUUACCGCCUGAUUAACGACUUUGGAACCCAUUACAUCACGAAGGUGAAGUUGGGUGGAAGUAUUCAGUCUGUGACCAGCAUCAGGCAGUGCCAGGCCAGCCUGCAGGGCCUCAGUGCAGAGGAGGUGCAGAUGUGCCUGGAAGUGGAAGCGUCCGGCAGCACAGCGGUAGUCACAGCGAAAUCUCAAAUGAAACACUGCAAGAACGACGUUGAGAAGUCGGACAGCAAGUCAUCGUUCUCUGACCUCUUCAGCGACAGGUUCACAGAGAUAAAAGGAGGCCAAACCACUGAGUUUGAUCUACUGUUCUCUGCUGACAAAAAUCCCUCCGCCUUUAAGGAAUGGCUAAACACGCUCCCACAGUUUCCAGACAUCAUUUCAUAUUCUCUGGACUCACUCCACGAGUUACUGCCCCCUAAGUCGCCUGUGCAUAAAAACCUGCGCUCAGCCAUUAGCCAUUACAUCCUGGAAAGAGGCCUGUGGAGGAACUGCAGUAACCCCUGUCAGGGCGGCAUCAAGAGUGAUCCAAGAAAUCCUUGUGUCUGCCAGUGUCACAAUAACCCUGCGGUAAACUCAGACUGCUGCCCGAGCCGUAAAGGCAUGGCACGAGUCAUCAUCACCGUACAGCGGGGGUUUGGUCUUUGGGGUGACACAACGACAGCCACAGAUGCUUAUGUGAAGGUGUUCUUCAACGGGAAGAUGCUCCAGCAGUCUCGUGUCAUAAACAACCACAACAACCCACACUGGGGCAUGGUGGUCGACUUGCAAGCUCAGGACUUGUCCUCGGGUCAAAAGGUGAGAUUCGAAGUGUGGGAUGAGGACAACAAAUGGGACGACGACCUGUUGGGAGAGUGUGAGCAGAAUCUGACUCCUGGAGUCAAGGAGGACGUGUGCGCUCUGCAGCACGGCCGGCUCUUCUACAAACUGGAGAUGACGUGCGCUCCAAGUCUGACCGGAAACUCCUGCAGAGAGUAUAAACCUUCGCCGAUGAGUCAAAGUCUGAGCAAGCUGUAUGUGUCCCGUCACGCUCACCCUAUUCCAAAGGACAUCCUGUUAGAGAUGGGUGUGUUUGUGGACCCGCCGAGUUCUCAGGGAAACCAGAGUCUUACAGUGGAGAAUUAACAGUGUAUAAGAAAUAUAAGAUGCAUAUCAGUGAUGGAGUUAUGUUUGGUAUAUACUGCUGUUGUUUUUUUGAUUUGUUUUUUUCCAGUUUAAUGUUCUAGUUAGUCUCCAAUCUGAAUUGUGUUUGAUAGAAAGCGCUAUUAAUGGCCCGAUCAGACAAAAUGUACUGUUGUAAAUGUCACAACAAACAUGUAUAAAUCAUAGACUGCAUAGAAAACCAAAGAAAAACUGCCCUUGAGAUUCAUGAUGUGACGACACCGUGGCAGUUUUAUCGCGGGUGAUGUUUGUCAAUCACACUGGCGUCCACUCAAAUGUGAUGCGUGUCUUUAUCGACUAUUGUCUUCUAAGUGGGGACAUUAUUGACAAAAGUGACAUCCUGUUCUAUUGAGGGAGACCUGAAAAUAGUGAGAGAGAUCAUUAACUCCUCAGGAAAACAUCUACUGACAGUGAGAAGGCUCAAUUUCCUGCAAGACGUCCAUUCAAACUGAGUUCCUGGUGACUAACCAAUGCUUCCGUCCUACUUUCUGCACUGCUCAUUUUCUGGUCCUCCACAGGAGCUCAAAGCAUAAACAGUGAGCCAUCUUUAUCUUGUAGAUGUUGAAAUGUGACUUACUAUAUUAUCCUAUACUAUAUUUGCAAAUGUAAACAGUUUAUAACAUGUGACAUCACUUUGUGUUAUUUUCAUGAAAUAUUUUAUGAAAUUUCAGCAUGACAUUUGUAUUAAUCCCAAUAAAAGCAAAAUAUCUGUCUGCAGUUUGUAGCAUUUGAUGUAAUUUACUUCUGGUUUUGGUGAUCACUUUGUCUUUGUCUCUUUGUCAUUGCCCAACAUGAGAAAGGA
This is a messenger RNA of Solea solea (common sole), 3243 nucleotides long. Its product is annotated as perforin-1-like. The record is from RefSeq and is a predicted model, not a curated record. Gene Ontology annotation, molecular function: calcium ion binding; pore-forming activity. The coding region runs from base 654 to 2405 and encodes 583 amino acids. Lineage: Eukaryota; Metazoa; Chordata; Actinopteri; Pleuronectiformes; Soleidae. The transcript has 5 exons. Gene Ontology annotation, biological process: leukocyte mediated cytotoxicity.